AUGAUAAAGGCCAGGUCCAGGUCCGUCGAUCACGCUGAAUAUGGAGCAUAUGCUCCCGACAUCGCUCUUAUUCAAGCUGCCGCAGCCGCCAGCGAAGAAGAAACCAGGCUACCUCGCAAAGAGCUUGUGUCACGAUAUCUGCCAGCUGCCAUCUAUAGUAUGCUUCUCAGCAUGGCCCUAAUCAUGGAGGGUAUGGACGUCGGUCUUGUCAACAACUUCUUCGGCCAAAAAGCGUAUUUGAGGAGAUUUGGCUGGCCAGACGCGAACGGCAAGCAACACAUUCCCACUUCAUGGCAGGCCGCCAUUGGCAACGGCAACAACUUGGGUAGCAUCAUCGGCCUGCUUCUGAACGGCUGGCUGCAGUCCCGCUACGGCUCCCGAAAAGUUUACAUGGGUGCCAUGACCGUCAUGGGCGCCACAAUCUUCUGUCUAUUCUUUGCAGUCAACGUCCAAAUGCUCUUUGCAGCGAACAUCUUGUGCGGCGUUCCCUGGGGUAUCUUCCAGACCCUCACCACCGCCUACGCCGCUGAGAUCUGCCCUGCCGCCAUGCGGGGGUAUCUCACGGCUUGGGUCUCCAUGUGCUGGGGUUGUGGCUCAUUCCUUGCCGCCGGCGUUCUUCGUGGCUCCCUGGGUCUUCCAGGAGACCUGGCAUGGAAAAUUCCUUACGCCCUCCAAUGGGUUUGGGUCGUUCCCUUGUUUGCUGUUGGCUUUCUUGCCCCAGAAAGUCCUUGGUAUCUCGUUCGCCGUGGUCGCAUCGACGAAGCUGAGAAAUCCCUACGCCGUCUUGCUCGCAAGAACUUUUACACCGAACAGACCAUGGCCCAGACUUUGGCUCUAAUGAGACACACCAAUGAGAUGGAGAAGAUCGAGUCAGCUGGUGCUAGUUACCGCGAUUGUUUCCACGGAACCAACUUGCGCCGCACAGGCAUCGUGGCCAUGGCCUGGCUUAUUCAAAUUCUCAAUGGCCAGGCUAUUUGCGCCUAUGCUACGAUCUUCUUACAAUCAGCCGGCAUGCCAGAGGUUCGAGCCUUUGACUUCAGUAUGGGCAUCCAGUCGGGAAACAUCGUAGGCACUGCAAUUGCCAUUUCACUGAUGGGCAGGGUUGGGCGUCGCGUCUUCUUCUUCUGGGGUUCAUCAAUCAUCGGUCUCCUCAUGCUCGUCAUUGGCAUCCUAGGUUUCGUCCCGGGGAAGACCAACGUUGCUCUGGCUGUGGCUGUGGUCAUGAUUAUCGUCAAUCUGACCUUUAAGCUCUCACUGGGCCCGACAACGUACACCAUUGUGGGCGAGAUGUCCUCGAGUCGUGUUCGGGCCCAGACUAUUGUUCUUGGGCGCGCCAUUUACGUCGUUGGCCAAAUUGUUGUGCAGCAGCUCAAUCCACGCAUGCUUAAUUCUAGCAGUGACUCUUGGAACUGGGGUGCUAAGACUGGACUGUUUUACUUCGGACUUUGCUGCCUCUGGGCGGUAUUGAUUUUCUUCUUUCUCCCCGAGAGUAAGAAUCGUACUUUUGCAGAGCUCGACUACCUGUUCCAGAAGAGGACUCCGGCUCGUCAAUUCGCGACCACUCCAGUGGAUUUAUUCGAAUUGACCGGCGGCGGUAACAACGCCAAAAAGCUUGACGAUGACGACUUCACCAGGAAUGUCCGUGAGCUUCAUUAG
Molecule: messenger RNA, 1656 nt
Organism: Colletotrichum orchidophilum
Lineage: Eukaryota; Fungi; Ascomycota; Sordariomycetes; Glomerellales; Glomerellaceae
Exons: 2
Coding region: 1-1656 (551 amino acids)
Biological process (GO): carbohydrate transport; transmembrane transport
Cellular component (GO): membrane
Molecular function (GO): carbohydrate:proton symporter activity
Source: RefSeq, a predicted model, not a curated record